GAAAAUAUCUGGCUAUUUUUGGAUAAUAUAUAUUUGUUUUCCCACACGUUGCAUUGGAAAAUUUUGUACCUCACACGAGAAAAGCCUCGAGAAAUGAUAAUGCUAAAAUUUCAUAUGCAGUUCGUUUUCGAAAUGGAAAUUGAAAUGUUUUUCGAAAUUUUGUAUUUAAAAAAAUAAAUGAAAACAAAACAAAGGCGUAAUGAAAUAAGAAAGUGUAUACAACGAAGCGAAGCCAAGGCAAAAGAACAAGCCAAGUGAAAUGUUUUUAAUGGGCAAUCAGAGAUGAUGAUGAAGAUCGGUUCGGACUGUAGAUAUAUGGCCCAAAAGAUAUGGAACGAGGAAUGAACGCAUUAAAUGUGAACAAUGGCGCUACUUAAAAUGAACUUGAAUGGUUUUUGUGAUGACUAAGAGGUUCUAGAUAUGGAAAAUAAGAGAGUUUUUAUAAAGUAUCUGAUAGAUACUUUGAAAUCUUUACUUUUUUACAAAGUACUUGUAUCUUUUCGAUUUCUUCUGAAACAACUUUCUUUUCCCACCCAAAAUAAGGAAAUACAAACCCCCCAGAAAACCAGCCAAAAUGUCCGCCAAGACAUCCCCCUCCAGCUCGCGAGAUGCCAACAUGGGAGCCUCCAGUGUGGUGCCCGCCUCCGUGCAGAUCAAAAAGGAACUGCCCAGCGAUGAGAUAAAAGAAUUCGCUCACAACACCAUGAACGAGCUGCUUGGCUGGUAUGGAUUCGAGGGUGUGGACGUGGACAGACUGGAUCUGACCGCCAAGACAUCCCGUCUUCUGCAAAGUGCAGCCGCAGCAGCGGUGGCCAACCAGCAGCAGCAACAUCAUCACCAACAACAGCUCCAGCACGAGCAGCAGCAGCAUCUGGAGAGGAAGCGCAGCAGUCUCUUUCGCAGCAGUCGGAGUGCUCUGGCGGCGGCCUAUCUCAACAAUAACAACAGCAAUAGCAGUAGCAACAAGAAUAAUGGAGCAGGAGGAGCAUCCAGUGGAGCAGGAACAGGAGCGGGAGCGGGAGCAGGAGGAGGAGUAUCUGGAAAUGGCAGAAAGGGAGGCCUGCAGAAUUGCAGCAGCACCACAACGACGCCCUCGGAUCAUGAUACGCGUAGCUCACGAGAGGAGGACUCCAAGAGUCCACUCUCCAUAGGGAAAACCGCGGGUGUGCCGCAUACGGAGGAGAAAAUAGACUUCAGCAACUGCUGCUGGUGCCAUCGUCCCAUCGCCGAGAAUGCACCGGAUUACCUGACCAGCAGCGACGGACCCCGCUACUGCUCCGAAUCCUGCUUCGCCCAGAGCCGGCGGGCAUCCUUCAAGAAGGCCAAGACCUGCGACUGGUGCAAGCACGUCCGCCAUGCCGUGAGCUAUGUGGACUUCCAGGACGGCGCCUCCCAGCUGCAGUUUUGCUCGGAGAAGUGUCUCAACCAGUACAAGAUGCAGAUUUUCUGUCAGGAAACGCAGACGCACCUGGACCUGCAUCCGCAUCUGCGCGACCAGGUCCUGGAUCCCGGCAGCGAGGCUGGCCUGAUAACGCCAGAUCUGUGGCUGCGCAACUGCCGCAGCCGCUCGGCCUCGCCCGCCUCCACGUUGUCGGUGUCGCCGGGUCCGCCACCGGCGGCUCCUUUCAAUCGAGGUCCGGACUCUUCGCCGCCGCCUAGUCAUCAUGCCAGCAAACCCCUGAUCUCAGUGGCGCCAGUCUCGAAAUUGCUGGCCCAGAAAAGUCCUGUGCCGGCCGUGGCUCCUCCGCCGCCGCCGCCACCGCUCCAGCGACAGUUGGGCUCCAAGUUGGGACGGAGAAAGCGUCAGCAUCGCGGUCUUUCCUCGUCGUCCGGUUCGGAAACGGUGGCCAGUUUGCUGCAGAAACAGCAGCAGCAGCAGGCACAGCAACAGGCUCCUCCAACCUUAACCGCUGACUUUGCCGGCUCCAGUGUUCCCCUGCCUCCCAUCUCGCCUAUGCCAAAUAUGCAGGAAUCCCCACAGCAGCAUCAACAACAGCAGGCACCUCCAGCGGUGCCACCUGCCCAAGCUCUGCCCCGUGGACCGACCGCCAUACCGGCCAGCUAUUUUGCCACGCCCUCGAAUGGAGUGCCCAUGGGUGGGCAUCCCUUUGUGGGUCGUCCGCCACCGCCGCCGCAUCAUUUCCUGCCACCACCGCCGCAUGGCAUGAUGCCCAGGGGAUUUGCCCCCCACUUUGGGCCACCACUUCCUCCGCAGAUGCCAGAAUUGAGCGCCCUGCUAGGAGCUGUGCCACCAGUGACGGUGAUGGUGCCGUAUCCCAUCAUCAUACCUCUGCCCAUACCCAUACCCGUGCCUCUGCCCAUCGUGGACUUUUACAAGGCCCACCUGACGCCGGAGCAAAGGAAGCGUUUCGACGAGGAGAGGGCAACGUCGACUAGGAGAGAUGGGGAGGCAAACCCAGGCGAACCAGAGCAACCACAGCCGCUGGACUGCAGCAGCAAGGCAAAGAGCGAGCAGGAACUGGAGCUGGAGAAGCAGAAAGAGGAGGCCCCGCCGGAGCCCCAAGAAGACAAGCCAUCAGACAAGGAGCAGAACGAGGAGGAGAAGGAAUCCAUACCAAAGACAAAUCCAGAUAUAGACACCACGCCCGCAUCGCCGUCUUCCGUCUCGCCCGAGUCGUCGUCCUCCUCGCUGGAAACGCACUGCAUCGUGCGGGACUCGCCACUCACCGAUCCCGAGGCUGACAGCCAGAAGCUGCCCAAGCUGAAGAUAACGCGGCUGCAGACGAAGCGAACCCUAAUUCAAACCAAAGAGGCGGCCGCCGAGUGCAGUCGACCGCUGCGCAAGCGCAAGAGGAUCAUUGACUGUGACUUCCAGAAGAUGGCCGUCAAAGAGCUGGAGGCCAGCGAGGCGACAGAGACGGAUGCCGAGUGCAAUAUGACUAACAAUGGCAAUGCAAAAGCUAAAAAGUAGACUUAGAACCCUAGGCUAUAUCCUUAUUUAGUUGUAGAAACUAUUUAUGAAGAGGAGGAAGAGGAGAACAGAGAGAAAAGGAGGAGGAGAAGGAGUAGGCACAAAGUGCAGGGCGGUAAUCUCUGAAUUAAAUUGAAAUAAAAUAAAAUAUAUAACUU
Messenger RNA from Drosophila kikkawai, 3090 nucleotides. RefSeq names its product Sine oculis-binding protein (gene Sobp). The record is from RefSeq and is a predicted model, not a curated record. NCBI's taxonomy places the organism in Eukaryota, Metazoa, Arthropoda, Insecta, Diptera, Drosophilidae. Gene Ontology annotation, biological process: animal organ development. Gene Ontology annotation, cellular component: nucleus.